AUGGUCGUCCGUCCGUAUUAUACCAAAGAAGGAAAAGUACUUCCUUUCGACAAACUCAUAGAGCUCGAACAAAUCGACGAGUUGACGUUCCGCUCGAUAACCAGAGGCUACUCACCAACAGGCGGAGAAAAUGGGACCCACCAGAAUAUCACCGGCUGGUUCAACCUCGCUGGAAACCCCAAUGAGCACUUCACCUACCGUGUGGAGAAAAUCCGCGAUGGCUACAACUACUGCUCUCGCAACGUAACCGUGACCCAAGCCGCAGCGAAAAGCAGCACCUUCACAUGCAUAUGUUCUUUCAAGCGCGAAGAAAGCGCAUCAGUCGAUGCCCAAGAACACAUCAACCUAAAAGAAAUGUACCAAGAAGUCCUCAAAGGCCGAGAAAACGAACCAAUGCAGCACUCCUCAACCCCCAGCAACGACUCCGCCGUCUUCGUCGAAGACUACCUCCCAGCCCACCCAAAUCACUUCAACCCCGUCCCCGGCCUGCACCUCCGAAAAGUCGAAAUGGCACCCUACAACCGCACCCGCGCACCACUCGACCGAAAACAGUUAACCUUUUACUCCCUGCGGGGAUCGCUUCCAUUACCUACCGCGCCCUUCCCAUCCCCCUCAGAUCCCAGAAAGAUGAAAUUGACAAGAGAAGCAAACAUGCACGCCUGCACCCACCUCUACGCCUCAGACUGCCAAUCCCCCCAAAUCGUCCCGCGACACCUCGAUAAACCCCGCGACUUCACACGCAUGGCAUCGCUCAGCCACAGCGUAAUCUUCCACACGGGCAUCCGGGAUCUUAUUAUGUCUCCCGAACCGCGCGUCGACCAUCCGCACGCUGAGCCUACGCUCUGGGAAGAUGGGGCGUUGCCGGUGUGUAAUCUGGAGGGGUAUGGGAAGGGGGAUCAGGAUGGACGGAAGUGGUUUGUGCAGGAGUCGUGGGUUACGCGGGCGGCGGAGGGGAGGGCGCUGUAUAUGAGUCGCAUGUGGGAUUAUGAGAGGGGCGUGCAUGUUGCGACUACUUUUCAGGAUGGAUUGGUUAGGUUUAGGGAGGAUGUGAAGUUAUAG
This is a messenger RNA of Bipolaris zeicola 26-R-13, 1059 nucleotides long. RefSeq lists its product as uncharacterized. Gene Ontology annotation, molecular function: fatty acyl-CoA hydrolase activity. Bases 1 to 1059 code for a protein of 352 amino acids. NCBI's taxonomy places the organism in Eukaryota, Fungi, Ascomycota, Dothideomycetes, Pleosporales, Pleosporaceae. Gene Ontology annotation, cellular component: peroxisomal matrix. The transcript has 2 exons. Gene Ontology annotation, biological process: fatty acid catabolic process; acyl-CoA metabolic process. The record is from RefSeq and is a predicted model, not a curated record.